This is a messenger RNA of Naegleria gruberi, 1446 nucleotides long. RefSeq lists its product as uncharacterized. Lineage: Eukaryota; Heterolobosea; Eutetramitea; Acrasida; Naegleriidae. The transcript has a single exon. Bases 1 to 1446 code for a protein of 481 amino acids. The record is from RefSeq and is a predicted model, not a curated record.
AUGGUAAACAAGAAACUGGCGUUUAGUUUGAUAAUUUUACUCCUGUCACUGAUCACGGUUUCAUGUACAACUGCAAUUUUCAAUCUUCCAUACACUACCAUAUCAACAUCAAAUUCCUUUUCGUUUCCUAAAGCAACCGAUUCUUGUUCUUUAAUUGUUUCAUUUAAUAGAACUUUAUCCGAAGCUUUACUUUUCACAAUGAACAAAUAUUCAACUUUUGAUUAUAAGAAUCUUCUUCCUGACUCUUCAUUUUCCUUGCUGGGUGUUUAUGAAAUUAUAUUGAGAGCUGAUUAUUUGGAUUUUGAAGAACUUUCGUUUGACUUGAGUUGUCAAAAUGGAAUUACGAACGUUAGCCCACAGAAUAUGCGUAUUUAUACACUAGAGUCUGGUAAUAUCUUUAAAGAUACAAAUUCCUAUGCUUCUAUUCCAACAAAUAUUGUUUACUCAACCAGUUUUCAAUCAAAUUCAAGUUAUUCAAAAAUUAUUGGAUUUGCUGGAAAAGUUGAUAGUGGAAUUGCAAUUAUUGGAUAUGUUAGUAAUUUCUUUGGACCUUAUGAAUUUAAAUAUCGAUUAAAAAUUGAUUCAAAUGUUCAAACAGUUGAAGCACUAACUCUUUCCUUACCAAAUAUUCCUCCACAAUUGAUACCUUAUGGACUCUUACUUGAUUAUACUGGAUUUUAUUAUGAUUCUAAUGGAUAUACUUCACUGUAUGCAUUUAGUGUUAGUAGCAGUGGUGUUACUCUUCCUAAUUUUAAAGGGGCUACUUUACAAUAUUCAUUCCAAGAUGGAAAUACUUUUAGAGAUGUGAAAGGAAAUGCAAUUCAAAUUUUAAAGAGUUCUCUUGCAUGUUUUAUCUCAGCUGAUGGAUAUUCCUUUACAAAGAUAGUUUCUACUGUUACAUCUACAGCAUUGACAUGUAGUGGCUUUUCAAAUGUUCAAUAUAUUGCAAUCGCUGCUACACCAGCAGUUGCAGGUGCUAGUAGUAGUUCAGGAUCAAAGGGUUCAGCCAUUCAAAUGUACAGUGGAAAUUAUGUCUAUACCAAUACGAUUUAUUCGAAAGUUUAUUACGAAAUUAAUGUGGAAUCAGGAAAGACUUUGACAUUGAGUAGUAUUUCAUUAAAUACAAAAUCUAAUGGAAAUGCAUACAUUACCAUUGAUUCAGGAGGAGAUAGUAGCACUAUGGAAUUUAUUUUCUCAACAACACAACUUUUCAGCUUGACUUAUACGAAUUACAACAGUUAUUCGAAAACAAUUUAUGUUUCAGUUGAACCUUCUUCCAGUUCAACUAACAUUUCAUUUUUACCUUACAUUUCAGAUUAUUACAAUGUUUGGUCCUAUCGACUACCUGUUAUCAUUACUGUUUUGGUAAUUAUUCCAUGUUUCACCUUAUUUACCAUCAUUACUGUCAUGAUAACCAUCAAGAAAAAUUCACGUCAAUCACAGUGA